This is a messenger RNA of Paramacrobiotus metropolitanus, 2669 nucleotides long. Its product is annotated as slit homolog 2 protein-like. The record is from RefSeq and is a predicted model, not a curated record. Gene Ontology annotation, molecular function: protein binding. The transcript has 3 exons. Lineage: Eukaryota; Metazoa; Tardigrada; Eutardigrada; Parachela; Macrobiotidae. The coding region runs from base 273 to 2540 and encodes 755 amino acids.
AUAAAAAGUGGAGAACCGCGUAGUCUGAAAGAGAAAAUCUCGGGUGUGGCAUGCAAAAGCUAAGUUUAUAAACCAAGUACAUGUUUUACUAAAUUAUACCGUUGCUACCAGCAUCAUUCAUUACUCAUGCAGUCAACAUCUGUACACCGCGCUACGGCCUGAUGAGUUUAAUGGAAGCACGAGUUUCACAACAACCACAUGUUCUUAUGGAGCAUUUGUUUAUCAUCAUUAACCGGGCGCUGAUUAUCCUGUAUAAUUUUUUAUGAUUUAAUAUGACCGUUUUUACCCUCCUCCUGUUAUUACUGCGGCUGGAUUAUUGGGUGGACGCCGGGUGUAGUCAUCUGCCGUCGGGAGCGUGUUUCGUGGAUUGUACACGCACCGACACCAAUGUGUAUAUUGUCGUUUGUGAGGCGGUGGACGGGAACCAGUUGCAGACGGAUUUGGAUCUCUUUGCCGGGCUGAAUGUCUCCUUUCAUCUGCAUCUGUGGAAUGCGCCGGGGAUCGAAAGGCUGGGUGGAACGAGUUUCCUGACCGUGGAACGGCUGAUGAUUGAAAUGCAGAUGCAGAAUGUGGAGAAUCUGCAAAUGUUCCCGGAAGUGAAGGCGCUCAAGGCAUUGAAGCAAAUCACCAUACAAAAUGCACCGAAACUGCUGCAUUUCGCGCUGGAGCUCGUCCCACCGAGUGUGGAACGCAUCGAUCUGCAUCAGACCGGUAUCGCAGAGUUCUACGCCGAUUACUGUCUGGCGAACCAGUUCCCCAACAUGAAGCGUUUCCGUCUUUCUGGCCAGACAUUUCGGCUGUUAGACCGCUACUUUACCGCCUUCCCCAAUCUUGAGAUCAUCGAAGUGCUCGACUGUCACAUUGACGUCGGGCACCUGACCACUAAUCCAAUGCCGUUUCUUACGAUCAAACCGCUAAAACGGCUGCUCAUCUCCAACAACACCUUCCACUCACCCGACCUCAAUUUCUAUAAUGCCAUCUUCCACCACAUUGUCAGCGGUCUGAUAGUGGACGAAAACAGCGACAUUGAGAUCUCGGGCAACGCGUUUCCUAUUGGGAAACAGGGCCUGAAGAACUUUGACCGGCUGGCCAAGGUCCGCCGUCUGUCGUUGCGCGGCAGCCAUUUUGAGAACUACAAUACUCUGGAGAACCUGUUUGUUAACUUCCGGAAUUUGGUGGACCUGGAUCUCGGCUUUACGAAUCUGCCGGUGUUUAAAUCCGGGAUCUUCCGCGGACUACCGAAAUUGGAGACCCUGAAGAUCGACGGGAAUAACAUCCGAGACACCGAGGACCGGGAGCUGUUCGAGGGUUUAGCCGCCAACAAUUUCUCCAACCUGGAUGUCUCCGACAAUCAGUUGGAUGGGCAGAUUAAAGGGUAUGAGAACUGGGCGAAGAACCUACUGUCGUUUGAUUUAGCCGGGAACGGAAUCUCCAAGUCCUUGUUUGUGAAUCGCGGCAAGUACUUUGCGAAACUGCGCCGCGUUAGCCAGGCGCGGAAUCGACGGACCCAGGUUGCUUCAGCGGAUUAUCAAGUUAUGAAAGAGCUGGAGGUUCUGGAUUUCGGCUGUAAUGAGUUUCGGAACAUUACCAAGGGCUUCUUCAAUAAGUUACCGGCGUCGCUCAAGACAUACAACUUGUCCUUUUGCCAGCGGCAGGAAUCCAAUCGCGUGAUUGUAGCGGAGGAUGCGUUUACAGAGUUCCCACCAAUUCAGGAGCUGUACAUUGAUGGAGCGUUCCUCCGGGCCAAUAUCUUCAAAAAGCUUCAGAAAAUGUCAGCCAAGAGCGCGCAGGCUCUGAAGACCCUCCACUUAGCGCGCAACAAAAUCGCCUACCUUCACGGCCGCGGCAAGUACUUCACCCCUUUCACCGAACUGGAGUAUCUGGAUCUCCACGACAACCGUCUCCAGUCCACCGGCGCAGAGGCCUUCUCUCCUUUGAAACGCCUGCGACAGUUGAAUCUGGCCAAUAACGGCUUGUUCUCCAUUGGUACCAAGGACUUCAUCGGACUGGACAGCCUGGAAGACCUGAACCUCUCCGGCAACCGUCUGCUCUUAAUUUCGCCGGGUUCCUUCGAUAUGCUACCCCACCUGCACGCUCUCUUCCUGCACGACAACAAUCUCCCGGAGACGGUUGUGCCCAGCGAUGUCUUUGGCGAUGGAAAAGGUCGUAAUCUGACGCACUUAAGCAUUGGUAAUCUGGCACUGCGCUGUCUUGAUCCGUCGUUGUUCACCUUUUUCCGCAAUCUGAAAUGGAUCUACCUGAACGAUUCGAUUCCGCUCUUCGUCGACAUGGAUCCGCAACUGAAUGUCGCUCAGCAACUGCAAAACAUCCGCCUGCAUCCCUGGGCGGGACUGCAGAUGUGUGAUGACGCUGAUGAUUACGAUGAACCGACGGAUUUGGAGGAAUCGUUUGUGCGGGUGUCGGUUAGUGAUCCCAAGCAGGCGGUCUAUCAGGAUUUAUACCUCCAUUUUAACGAUUGCUUCUAUCCGCAAUCGCGGAAUAUAAAAGAGAAAGUACGAGACACACUUUGUGUCAACUGAGCUCAAGAAUUUGAGUACUACGUAACCAGUUAUAUUUAAAACAUUUCUGGAAUACAGCAGUGUAUGUAUAAGUGAAUUCUUGGCAGUUGUGAUAUGGCAAUCUCGGAAAAGAAAUUAUUUAUUAAACGC